Molecule: messenger RNA, 534 nt
Organism: Alternaria rosae
Lineage: Eukaryota; Fungi; Ascomycota; Dothideomycetes; Pleosporales; Pleosporaceae
Product: D-Tyr tRNAtyr deacylase-like domain-containing protein
Exons: 5
Coding region: 1-534 (177 amino acids)
Biological process (GO): tRNA metabolic process
Cellular component (GO): cytoplasm
Molecular function (GO): D-tyrosyl-tRNA(Tyr) deacylase activity
Source: RefSeq, a predicted model, not a curated record
AUGAGGACGGUGCUGCAGAGGGUCAAGUCGGCAUCAGUCACGGUCGAUGGUCAACUAAUCUCCUCGAUUGGCAAGGGCUUGCUGGUCCUUGCUGCCGUUUCCAGAGACGACACUGAGAAGGAUGUCGAGGCUAUGGCUAGCAAGAUACUCAAGGCCAAGCUCUGGGAUGACGAGUCCAAAGACCCGCCGGGCCGCUGGAAAUGCAACGUGACCGAUAUCCAUGGCGAGGUUUUGUGUGUUUCCCAAUUCACGCUACUGGCCUCUAUGAAGAAGGGAAACAAACCGGAUUUCCACCAAUCCGCAAACGGCGACCAAGCCAAGACACUAUACCAAGCCUUCUUCAAGAAGGUGGGAUCUCUUUACGAGUCCGACAAGGUCAAAGACGGUCUUUUUGCAGCCAUGAUGGACGUUGCUUUGGUCAAUGAUGGGCCGGUCACUAUUCAAAUCGACACCAAUCCACCAAAGACGGAUGCUUCAACUUCAGAUGGAAACGGGAGCACACAGCAGACAGUCGACGUCAAUGACCGCAAGUAA